This is a messenger RNA of Ooceraea biroi (clonal raider ant), 5388 nucleotides long. RefSeq lists its product as uncharacterized. The record is from RefSeq and is a predicted model, not a curated record. NCBI's taxonomy places the organism in Eukaryota, Metazoa, Arthropoda, Insecta, Hymenoptera, Formicidae.
ACGGUUCGAUAAAAAUCAGUCGUCGUUCGGCUGAUGCGUUGAGGGGUUCUCGUUUCGCUCGUGUUUCACCGAGUAGUGGAGCAUCACGGACAGUCGCGUCGUGACACGGUCGUUGUGAUUUCCGUGGGUCUUUACAGCGAGCAUACAUCUGGAAUCCGGAGUGCGGAUUUGAAUAGCUAGUGAAUGAUAAAUGGUGGCCACCAGCAGCAUGGUAUAUGAGGAGAUAGUCGGUAUACGGGGCAGCUGACCCCAGCCGCCGCGCACGCUUUUCACGCGCGAGAUGCCCCACAAUCUAAACUCAGCUUCCGCCAAUUCCGCCAACACGGGACCGAAUCAUCAAGCCUAUCCUCAGCAACCGUAUCAUCGGGAGAACACAGAUGAACUCCAGCCCGAGAAAGAACCGGUGGAAUUCGACACGUCGCAUUUGCGAGGUGCUCCAGCGGAAGUCGAGGCGUUGGUACACAAUAUCAAGGAAGUGGCCCAACAGUUCCUCUAUCAUUGGCGAACAUUCCCCAUCGUCCUGCCGCCACCGUUGUCUUCUUGUACGGAGGGCGAUGACACAUUGGCGCGCAAGAAAUAUCAUUUGAGAGAUCUCUUUGUGGCACCUAGCUUUGACGAACUAGACGCUGUCGCCAUGGACAGCAAAGGCGAGCCCAGAAGACUGACUAACAAGCAGCUGGAGAGUAUCAGGGAGCGGGGCUUACAUAAGGAUAAAUACGGAAAGCCGAAGAAGCUGAAUGCCACUCAAUUGGAGAGCAUUCGAAGAUGCGGGGAGUUUGAAGUAGACUCGAUCAACUUCGCCGGGCAGACUCAUCGAUGGCGAUUGAGUGGUCUUCUGCAGCGCGGUCGGGACAGACGGCGGGAUACGUUGCUCACGGAUCUCGCUCUGGCGACUAGGUUUCUCGUCGUAACGGCAAAGGCUAGAUUAGUUUCCCAUUGCUUCAGUAUCUCGCAAUCCCUUAAAGCCCUAUUCACUGGACUGUUACGACUUCUGGACAUUAUAAUCGGCGUACCGUCGCUUCAGGCGCACAAUUUAGACGCUAAAAUUCGAGAGGAGCGCUGCCGGUACCUGGUGGCGGAAUUGGUAUGCAGGUCGGAAUAUGAGGAUUCUUUAGAACUGCUAUGCAGAUUCAUACGGAAACAACUUCGUCGGGCGACCACGGAGAAGUUCGAGGUAGAGAGAGAAUCGUCCCAGCUAUUGCCCGUGUCAGUUCCUUUUGUAUUUGGAACACCUGGUGGUGCCGCGGUUGAUCUCAGACUAUUCAACAGGGAUAUAAUCAGAAAAGCUUUGCCGACGCUCGUUGCUAUUCUGGAGAGAGAGACAAGAGGCUGGUUCCUUCAUUUUAGGGAAAGACUGAUAUCUGAAUUACGAGCGCAAAAGAAACCGGAUGAAGAGAUAGAACGAGAAGUCAACGAGGCGGUCAUGCGCGAAUAUUUGCAACGAGUGUACUCUAAUAUUUUGUCGCAUCCAGACAUACUCGCCCUAGGCGAGGGAAUUGCGCAACUGCUUGUCCAACAGGCACAAUCAGUCGUACUGAUGCAUCGCGCGGUAGAGAACGUACAACGGAAGCUGACACAAACCAAAGAAUCCCUGCGACGUCGCAUCGAAAGCGAGCAUCCGGUUUUAUCGCGGAUACAACCUUGGAUGCGCGAUCGUAUGCGAGAAGCCGAGGAAAAUUUCAUCGAAGAGUGCGAGUGGAGUGCACACGAGGAAGCCCUCGCGCUAUGUAGUCAUCAGAAUCUCACGCAGACCGUAUAUUUCCUUAAUCGUGAUUUAACUUUCAUGAAGGAGAGGGAACCAGUUCUCCUAAAGGAACUACGGAAGGUUAAAACUCCAACGAGAACGUUCCAAUGGCCAACGCAGAUUUGGCUGCCAAAGAACUGGAUAAUAAGACGCAACUUCCAGGGCCAGUCUGAGAUCAUACCAACCGUACUAAGCAACACACCGACUUCCAUCACGACGCCACGCGCUGAUCCCAGCCAACCUGUCUUCUUAGUUGAGAGAGAAAUUUUGCACACGACUACAACAAGGUGGCCAAUGUGGCGCUGGAUAAAUUAUAUCGCGAGAACGUGGUGUUGGACCUGGAACGCAAUGUUCCUGUUGGGCGUGGCUGUACCGUGGUGUAGCCCGGUCUCUUUCCGUGCUCUAUUGCUGGUACAACCAUUUACCCCCGAUCUGGAAUUGAGCCAAUUGAACGGAACAUUAUUUCCGAGGAAAUUGUCACAGAUGCCUACUCUUUCUUCUCGAUUGAUAGCACUUUGGAGGCAUAUCAGUAAAAGUCGAACGCACUUUGAAACUGAACCGGAUACAGGAUUUAUCGGUAAGGGAAUGACCAGACACCUGAACAGACUAUGGAAUUACGGUGUGAAAGGUCUGCUGGGCACGCUCAUCAUCCUUUUCGUGUUUCCUGUGGUGUGUGUUUUCGCGAGUGCCAGUUCGCUCAUUAUUGCUCUCACCGCGGUCUUGUGGAUGCCUCUGGUCACACUGGCAUUGCACGUAUUCAUGGCACUCAUAAUGGACCUGGAUAGUCCCGAGCCGAGUCGCAAUCGGUAUCUCGUGGUGAUGGAAGCAUUAGUCUGGAAUAUCGGUAUUCAAGGAUGUCUGCAACCGAUAGCAGCACUGUUCGUAGCCGUUGUUCUAUGUCCCAUCAUUUCGUUCGUGAUACUUACAAUUGCUGUGAUACGUUACUGGGUCAGAGUGCUUUGGGAUACGGCCAUAUUCCAUUUAGUGAUCAAAAAUAGAGGCCGGAUACCAGCGAGUGACAGUUUCGUUGUAAAGAGAAUAGCAGGACCAGGACUAGCUUCGGAUUAUUAUUAUCAAAUAAGAGCAGAACAAGCGUUGGCCGCGUUCGAGGCAAAAUUGGAACUGGACGAAUUGCUGGCUUUCCAGCAAGAAACGGAAAGACUCAUCACUCAACCGCAAAGAGAUUUCACUCAAUUCGUCGAAGCCUGUUUCGGCCCAUUCGCUGCGAGUCUUGCCAAAACAAAAGAUCCGUACAAAUCGCUUGAGAAAGAAGCCAAAGAUUUGAUCGCUGUGUUACAUGAGAAACUGGAUCGACGAAGAAAGAACCUGCAAACGGGUCUCGGCGUCGCGGUGAGGAGCAAAAUAAAAUUAACUACUUUCGAUUUAAAGGUGGUCAUACAGCAAGGAGCGCUAAUGUUGGAACGUCUCUAUCCUAGUCACGUUUUCGCAAGACUGCUUGGCAAUGAGGAAGAUUUCUGGGAGAACAAAGGUUUAGGAAUGUGCGAUUGGGCGGGUUUAGCCGGGCUCAUGUAUGCCGAUAUCUUUGGCCUGGACUUUCUUCAACCGCUCGACGAUUCAGACACGAAAUUCAGAUUGGAACCACAUCCAGGUGUCGACUUGUUGCGUUACACAGACAUGGUGCACAGCACCGAGCUCGGCGGCAUUAACGGGCCGGAUUUACUCGGUGCCGUUUACGCGCCGCGGGGCAACAUUCAAGUGCACAGUCCGUAUCUCGAGGUAUCGGCUUUCAAUCCGAGAGCUAAGCAGACCAGCAACAGCAGAAAAUCUGACAAGCGAUGCGAUACCAGCGGACUGCUAACAUCAACAAAGAUACGUAGGCGUACUAUAACAAACGAUAAUGGCUCAGAUGGCCGCUGGCAACCAUGGAAACGGCAGAUCCGUCCGUACAGCGCGGAGAAGCUGGUGAUCCCACUACCGAUUCCACAUCCGGCUCACAUAGCGGUAACCAUACACAAUCGCGAUUCAGAGAACCCGAUACCGCUCGACUCGGAGCUGUGUCAGAAUAUCCUGCGAGCCAUCGAAGAAUCACCCGGCGAGAUGGCGACGGAAUGUGUCAGUCGAUAUCGGGGGGGUGGCGGCGGUGAUUCCAGCUUCGAUUCGGUGGCAUCGCAAUCGUCCGACUCAGUCGGCACCGGUUUGGAUAAAGAGAACGAAGCGACGCAGGAGACCGCCGCGGUGAACACCGACAAGGAAGGCGAGACUUACCAUUGGACUCUGUCCAACUGGGGUGGUGGCAUAACGCGAAGACGCAACAACUCUGGAUCCAUAAAGGUCGACCUAGCAUCACCGGAAGACGUCACUCUCGACACAGAUACCACCAGAGUAAUGUUCAGCACAUAUGGAACAACCGUCUGAAUUAAGUCCGCCAUGUCAAGCAAACGUUAUCUCAUCGCGUAUUUGCGUAUUUAUAUCACGCAUAGAGAAAGCGCGACUUUGCAAAACACGAUCUUACAGAACAAUCUCUGCCAUCUAAGAUGACGUAAAGUGAUAUCGAAGUCGUUAUCGUUUACUCUCUUGAUUGGAAGCAAUGCGGAUUCUUGAUAGAUCUACAAAGUAACAUUUACUCGUACGUAGAUUCUCCAUCUUAAUCAAAAGCGUAAAUUCGAAGCAUUCAAAAAUACCAUCGAGGAAAGAACACGUUUACAAGUAUGAAUGUUUCUUCAAUUCCCAACGUCAAUCGUUUACCGCCCAUUUACAUUGCAACAAAAUGUAAAUGUCUAUUACAUCUUAAUUUUACGUAAAAUACUUCACUAUACGUAAAUAUUAUCGUUAAAUUUACUCGUUCGAUACAAAGAUUCGCAUAGACAGCUUUAAUUGUCGGACGGACAUUGAUGUAAUGAGAAAUAUUGCAUAAUCGAUACAAACUCACGAUUUUUAAGAAUAUUACGAAAAAGGAUCAUGAGAAGGAAUAAUAUUCCAAAUUUUAGUGUAAUAGGUAAGAUUAGUGGAGUCUCUCCUUAAUACAACAUUAAACACAGACAUGCGACAUUCGUAUUAAUAUAUUGUAUAUAGACUCAUUGUAUAAACUUGUUAAUGUAAUGUUACAUCAAAUACACUAUUUCCAUUAUUUACGAUAUGGUAACGGCGAGUCGCCGAUAAAAGAUAUGUAUGCUCAUAUGAUUAUGCUCUCUCUCAUUUAACAAUUGCAUAACGUGUAGAAGUAUUAUAUAGUCAUGCGCUUACGAUAAUUAUUUUACUCAAAACAAUUGUGGUAUCGCAAACUUCCAUCAUAUUAUAAAUGACGAAAAGGUAAUCGAUAUUGAUCACAUUUCUCGCGCGUUUAAUUUAAUACACGUGUACAGCGUAAAUUAAUAUUACACCAUGAUAUAAUUUAUUUCAUCGAGACGAGUGCGCUCUUACAUUUCGGUAUUUUUUAACGGUCUCGAUGUACAUUUUAUUUUACUAAUAAAACCACGAUAGGUGUUAUAUCCCAAUAUCGAAUUAAGAAACCGAAUUUGAAGGAUAGCAUGCGUUGCAAGUUACAAAAAAGACCAUAUUGAAUGUAAUUAACGACACUUUGUAGAUAUGACGCAAAAUAACGAGUUCCGAGAAUGUGCGAUACACCGAUUAACGCACAAACGAUGAAAUUAUUCAGAUUCAAUAAAAUUUACUGGAAAACAAAA